Messenger RNA from Pangasianodon hypophthalmus (striped catfish), 6312 nucleotides. RefSeq names its product POU domain, class 2, transcription factor 1. Gene Ontology annotation, cellular component: nucleus. The record is from RefSeq and is a predicted model, not a curated record. Lineage: Eukaryota; Metazoa; Chordata; Actinopteri; Siluriformes; Pangasiidae. The coding region runs from base 1313 to 3265 and encodes 650 amino acids. Gene Ontology annotation, biological process: regulation of transcription by RNA polymerase II. The transcript has 14 exons. Gene Ontology annotation, molecular function: DNA-binding transcription factor activity, RNA polymerase II-specific; RNA polymerase II cis-regulatory region sequence-specific DNA binding.
CAUGUUUACAAGGCUAAGAGUAGGGAUGCACAAUAUAUCGAAAUUAUCGAAAUAUCAAACGUAAAUAUUACGAUAUGCAUAUCACAAGGGCUUGCAAUAACUGAAUGAUUUUAAUACUUCAAAAAGUUACGAAAAGUCAAAGUUUUAGGGCGACGCAGAUAGCAGAGAACGCUUUCUUUUCCUCAAAAGAGCAUGAAACGUAUGUUGGUUAUAUCAUUUUGAGUUUAUGUCUAUAUGUAUAAUUCAAAUUGAUUUUUGAUUUACACUUGGCAUUAUCGUACCGCAUAUCGCAUUAUUUAACAAGUUAUCGCAUUUUUCUUCAGCAUCAUGCAGUCCUAGCUAAGAGUAAUAAUUUUUGUGCUGUAACAGUUUGAUAUAUGCACCAUUACCCCACUGCCGUAUGCCAUUUUAUGUUGUGUGUAAGCAGCUACAGUCCUAAAUUUUUCAUGCUGCUCUAGACUUACUUCCUAAUUUACAUGUGAUCUGAAAUUGUACACCUGCUGGAAAUCUAUGGCUGGCUGUAUGUGAUAGGUUAGGUAUAAUUAUAAAAGAACAAUACCUGGUGUUAGACAGCCAAUCAUUUAAAAUCAGAACGUUUUUGAUAACAGUAAUCCUGUUUGUAAUAUGCGCCCUGAUUCUUAAACCUUUUCAUAACACAUUUCAGAGUGUGUAAAUUGGCUGGUUCUGUUUAUUUCUGUGUUGUUUUGAGCCUUGCCACAGUUGUCUAGCUGACAAAUAAAUUUCUCUGUUGUGAUGGCUGAGAUUGCAUCGUGGGGGGUGUUUCUCACUUUCACCUUAAUUAAAACAGUCACACGCUGGCAGUAAUUGGGCUUUUACUUCUCCCUAGCUGCCAUGCCUGCCAUGCCCAAGAAGCUAUCCAAUUAAUAUGCUAAUGAACUGAUAAAUAUUUAUGAGCGUUUUUGAAUUAUGCAGAAAGCUUUCUGAGGUCUCUCUCUCUCUCUGAAAUGAAUUGCUUGCAGGACUUCAAAGCUGCUCUUGGCUAACGAGGAACGGGGUGCGCUAUUUGCAUAUGGCUUUAAUCAGCUGAAUACUGAUUACGUUUCAUUAUGGAUGCUAGUGUUCCAGUUGCAGUCUUUGUUUCGCUCUGGUGAGGGCGAGAGAACACUUGCUUCAUGCUCCUAGCUGUAACUGUCAGUAUUGCAUCUGUGCACAUAACAGGAGCCAGUGGAGCUCUUCAAGCUUUUUACCUUUAUUUCGUUUUAACAGUAUCGUAGUUGACUUUGUAGUUUGCUUUUGUUAACCUGCGGCUUCUAUCCUACGCUUAAAGCUUGCAUUUGUGAGAAAAUGGUUCAUGCUAGAGAUUAUGGACUUGAGUAUUUCUGAUUCUACAAGCGCAGCAACAGAAUCCAGUAAAACUGCCAUGGAGAAUGGAAUACAUGGAGUCCAAGCUGCUCAAACAAACGGGCUGGACUUGCAGCUGAAACCAAAUGGACAAGCAACAAGUGCAAUCAGCAACAUGCAGGCACAAGCCUUGCUCCAGCAGUUGAGUCUGAGUUCAGCGCAGCAGCAGCAGUUGUUUCUGCAGCAGGCUCAGCAGAUCCUGGCAGCCGCUGUGCAGCAGCAGUCAGCAGGCCAGCAGAGCAGCACCACUGGAGCCAACAUCUCUGCUUCUGCUGCUACACCUAUCACCCAGAUCCCGCUCUCACAGCCUAUCCAGAUCGCACCCCAGCUGCAGCCUACAGGUCUUAACCUGCAGCAGUUUGUGUUGGUGCAGCCGGGACAGCUUCAGCCUGCUCAGUUUAUCAUCUCCCCUUCACCUCAAGGCCAGACUGGCCUUCUUCAAGGCCUUCAAGCCCAGAAUCUUCUGACACAACUACCUCAAAGUCAAGCCCACAUCCUGCAGCCUCAGCCAGGCAUUCCUCUGACUACACAGGCAGCAACACCUACACGAAAGAUAGCUGCUAUGCCAUCUUCUGCGCUGCCCACAACGAAGCGGGUGGAUGUUCCUCUAGUGGAGGAGGCCAGUGAACUGGAGGAGCUAGAGCAGUUUGCCAAGGCCUUCAAACAGAGAAGGAUUAAACUGGGCUUUACUCAGGGAGACGUUGGCUUGGCCAUGGGAAAGCUGUAUGGGAAUGACUUUAGCCAGACCACCAUCUCCCGCUUUGAGGCCUUGAACUUGAGCUUCAAGAACAUGUGCAAGCUCAAACCUUUGUUGGAGAAGUGGCUCAAUGAUGCUGAAAACAUGACGUCAGAAUCUGCAGUUUCCAGUCCCAGUGACAUGUCCCCAGGCAUCUGUGAGGGUCUAAAUCGACGCCGUAAGAAAAGAACCAGCAUUGAUACCAACAUUCGCAUUGCCUUGGAGAAAAGCUUUCUGGAGCAGAGCCAAAAGCCUACCUCUGAGGAGAUAACGCUGAUCGCCGAUCAGCUCAACAUGGAAAAGGAGGUGGUGAGAGUGUGGUUCUGUAACCGCCGGCAGAAGGAGAAGAGGAUCAACCCCCCGAGCAGCAGCACACCCAACACCCCCAUCAAAACGGUCUUCACCAACUCCCCAUCGGUGAUAUCCGGUGCAUCAAACACACUGAAUGUCAGUUCAGCGCUCCCUCUCAGCACUGCCUCUGUUCCCAAUCUCACACUUGCUGGUACAGCUCUAGGACCAGUCACCUCAAACACUGCAACAGUCAUCUCUCUGGCACCCGCUGUCGCCACUCCAGCUCCGACUGUGACGUCCCCGUCACUUACUCCCUCUGCUACAGCAGCAGCUCUGACCAAUACAAAACAGGAAGUGGUCAGGACAACAGAGACUGGGUCCACCAUAGCAACAUCAGCUGCACCGGGGCCUGGACAGUUUGUCGUGUCUCCGGCAGGGCUAGGUGGAGCAAAUCUGGCAGCCAUGGCAGCAGCAGCAGGACUUAACCCAGGGAUUAUUUCACCCUCCCAGCUAACACAGGGGGGGGCAUUGCUAAGCUUAGCUCCAGCAUCUCUUGGAAAUGCUCUGACUCCAGCAGCACUGAUGAAUAACACCACACUGGCCACUAUUCAGGCUCUUGCAUCUGGGGGUGCGUUACCCAUAACCUCUAUCGAUGGUAACGGCAACGUGCUCUUUGCCAACACCAGUGCAGGAGGUCCCACGCCCAAUCUGAUGACUACUCCCGUUCUGUUCAACUCACCCCUGUCUCUGCUCCCCACCAGUGUGCUUUCAGCGGGCGGAGCCGGGGGCGGGCCUCUCAACCUACAGGUUACUGGUGAUGCGCACCAGAGCACUGUGCCGGUCAAAAGCAUCACUGUGGCCUCCAAGGCUCAAUGAACAUUUUGCUUCUUCCCUCGCUCUGUUUAGACUUUAUUUAAUCCCUUUGCUACUACCAAAUAUAGAGACGUUUUAUUAUAACUACGAAUUUUUAUCCUUGCGCCAGGAGACUUUGUUACCUUUUUUGGACAAACCAACUGUCUGUCUUAGCAGUUGUUUCAGAGCCUUCACGGAAACUAUUUGAUGGUAUAGUUGUACUGAUUUUGGCACAUGCUGAGAAAGCAGUUGGAAACCUUCUUGACUUUAUUUUUGCAUGGGUUGAGGGAUGCUUCAAUUUCUUUAAAAAAAAAAAAAAAAAAAAAAAAAAGAAAGAAAAGAAAAAAAACUAAUGUUUGACUGAACCAAAAAUGUGAGAUUUUGAUAUCACGUUAAUCGUCCUUAAAUGAGAUUACUGGGCACAAAGGAGUUUAUAUUCACUUUGUGCAAGGUUCUUUUUAUUUCUGGGUCUGUUGUGCAGGUCCGUAUUUCAGAUUUAUAACCAAGAUCAUUGCAUAUAUUUUAUGGUUUAAGUUAGAUAUGUUACUACAAGUUGUGUCUCAGUAGAUGUUUUUAGGAGGCUUUUAAAAAAAAUAUAUUGUUCUAACUAAUGUGUCACUUUAUGAACACGGUUAGAAGGCUUUAAAACUAGUAAUAAAUCUGAGGCUCUGAUUUAAAGCUGGGUCUCUGUACGAGCAGUGCAAGGAGUCUUUGUUCUGUCCAACUCUUGUCUGCAAACACUGAUCUUACUUUUAGCGCUCCUUCAAUGUGGCAGUCACUUGAGGGCAGAAGAUGUCUACAAACAGCACUGAUUCUAAGUUUCAUGUAGGAGGGAGAAGUAAUUUAGAUACAGGUUCUGCAGAGAGAAUGCUCUGAAUGACACAUGACGCGUCCCAUCACACAUGACAAUUUAUCCGAUUUUUGGGGAUGCUGACGCCAGCCUUUUCUUUUAGUUGGAAUUUUGAUAACGGCUAAACCAAAUGUCUGAUCACAUUUUAUUGAGAAAAGUCAACAACGUAGCUUUGCACACUGUAACAGUUAGUAUAUUUGCCUAAGCAUGGAGUAACUGCUAAACUAAUAUACAUGGCUUUAUUCUCUCAGACAUAACCUUUGUGGACUGAGGCAUUGAGGUGUGUAGAUCUGAUAUGAAAAGCUUCGACCAAAGUGGAUGUAGAUAGACACAACUACACGUGCAAGACCAGCGAGUCACUGAAUAGGGUGAGCAGAUCCACUUUGUACAUGUUCUCCAUUCACCACCAUCACUUGAGCAUCUGUUUAUCAUCUGCGCGUAGGGACGCAACACAUGCUGGACCUUUGCUUUUGUAGCAAACUGUUUUGUAGUAAUACCUCAGCGUUUGAUAUUAAAGUAUAAUACUGACAGAGGCAAUUUGGGGGAAAAAUACGUUAAAAUACAGAUAAUUCUCAUUGUUUGUAGCUGAAUAGUGAGGUUUUGUGCUAAAAUUAUAUCCAAACUUUACUGUUUUUCCUAAAAACCUGUCUCUGAGCUUCUAGAGAAGAAUUAAGUACACAUCUGUCACCACUGGAUCUUGAGAGCCUUCAUCAUUCUUGGCACCAAAGUUAUCCAGCACUAUGCAGUUCAACUAAAUGCUCAAAACGCUGCAAAAUAAUCAGGUUUUCAUGUAAUUAUACUAAUUUUUUUUUUUUUGGCAUUAAGUAGAACUUUCAUAUUGCUAAUUUUGGUAACAGAUAAAUUUUUUUAAAUACUACUGCACUGUAAGUACUACUAUUAUAGAUCUUUUCUGACUUGCCAAAGCUAAUGCGUUCCUUUGAUUUCCACUGUGGAUGAUGUUAAGCAGGUGCUAGCAAAUGGAUCUCUCUUCCUUCUUGUGUCAGGUGUCAUGGAAAUAGUUUUAAUCUCUAUAUCGUUAGUUGUUACUAUAUACAACAUAAUCUGCUUGCUAUGCUAUAGACUAGAGAUUUAACUGUAUAAAUACUUGACAGAUAUCCUGCUUUUAGUGAUUACAUAGCAUCUGCUUACAACUCAACAUUUGCUAAGAUGACAUAAUACUGCAGUGGCAGUGGAGGUUUGAAAAUAAUUUAUUAGAGCAACUCAUUAAACAGAUCUUUUUAUCGAAGUAAGCUAGCCUAUAGGGCAUUUCAGAGCAAGCACUGCAGGUAGAAAUGACGACUUCUGUGGUCGAUGGAGUUCGGGUAGAGCAUAUCGUCAACAGUACAACUUUUAGACUUCUUUAUUACAGCAUAUAUCAUUGUACCAAGCUACUGUAAUCCUAGUUUAUAACAGGUGCGCUGUCCUGUUGGGGUCUAAUUUAGCAUUUUGUUAAACUAAAACUAGGACGCAAUAUUUCUCGCAGAGGAGGAGUUUGCCUUAUUAGCAAUUUCUUGUAUUUACACGUGCUUCAGGUUCACUUCAUUCCUCUCCAGUUUCUGUGUUCACGUGUCGUCUAGGAAAAAGUCCCACAAGAAAAAUACCAAAGACUUCCUCAUAGUGUGUGAUGUAGCACAAACAUCAACAAUACACUGUGUUUUAUCAUUUCAUAAUACGUAAGAGUAAUCUCAUACUGACACUCGCUUGGCAUUAUUCUUAACACUGAUACUCAUGAGCUUUUUUCCAAAGCAAAUCUUUUCAGUAGUGUUGUAAUGUGUUGUGGAUACAAAACCAAAGAUUCCUCUCUUUUUGUUUUUUUUUUCUUUUUCUUUUUCUUUAAUGCUUCGCCUACAAGUCCUGUUUUUAAUCUCUAAUCAGCAGUUUUUAAUCUUUUUCCUAUACUUUUUCUACUGCAAGGAUUUCUGUUGAAGCUUUUUAGGGAUUUAAACAUUUCAUUAUCUAGGGCAUGAUUUAUGUUCACUCUGUUUUACUGUACAGAAAGGGCUGAUUUUAAAAAGGGGGUAUGUUCACACAAAAGAAAUCAUUUACUGUUUAACUUUGAUGUGGAUGGAAAAAAGUAUUUUAACUUACACUUAGGUCAUUAGAAAUUAAUGUUGUAGUCUACUGUGUUUAUGUCUAUUGUGUGUAGUCUUUGUUUCUGUUAAUAUGGGAAAUAUUGUAGUUGUGUAUAUAUCAUUAAACGUUUUUUAAUGUGUUACCACAA